Messenger RNA from Drosophila albomicans, 1938 nucleotides. Its product is annotated as transmembrane protein 181. The coding region runs from base 210 to 1847 and encodes 545 amino acids. The transcript has 7 exons. The record is from RefSeq and is a predicted model, not a curated record. Gene Ontology annotation, molecular function: toxic substance binding. NCBI's taxonomy places the organism in Eukaryota, Metazoa, Arthropoda, Insecta, Diptera, Drosophilidae.
CAAGCAAACAGCGCAGAAAUUGUUUAAAUACGCCAUAAAAUCAUUGCAAUUCAAUGUUUAAAGUCGCCAUUGCAGCGCAGCUACAACUGUAAAGCAGUUACAGUUUGGGUACCACUGAAAUAAUGCACAAUUUGUAAAGCGCAGCAAGAAAACAAAAGGAAACUCGAAUCAAACAAAUCAGAGACGCACUUCCAGUUGCAACUCCAGCCAUGGCAAAACCGCCAAGCGACACCUCGGGGCUGGGCUAUGCCUAUCAUCUGCCCUCGGGUGGAUUAUUGUUGCGCCUAAAGAAUUCGUUGUCGCAAUUUAGUGAUUUGUUCAGCGAAUUCAACAAAUACAUUUCACCCGCCUUCUUUCACGAUCGCUGCGAGAGAUCCGUUCACAUGCGCAUGUAUUCCAUGCACAAGCGUGAGUUUGUCAUGGUCUUUCUCGGCUUCUUCACCUGCUUCGGCCUGGGCAUCAUCAUCGGACUCACGGGUCCGCCCAUCACAACCACAGACGCAUUGACGGCCAAGCAGAUAUUGGCCAACACAACGUUGGCGCACAGCAAGACGGUGCUGGCCACCGGACCGUUUGCCAUGAAGUCCCCAUUGAUGACCACUUACUCCCAACAACUGUGGCUGAUUGCCAAGUUGGUAACGGAUAACAAUGAUGAUGAACGAUAUGACAAGAGUUUCCAGAUCAGCGUCUCCAUCGAUGGUAUCAGCGAGCAGCACAAGCCACUGAGUGUCCUUGGAGCCAGCAUGGCGCACAACAGGACGAGGCAUUUGAUCUGUGUGCGUAAUGAUUGUGAGGAAUUUACGGUGAUGCACUUGGGUUUCCUGGACUAUGCCCACUACAUCAUCACGGUGCGUUUCCUAGGCUUGGAAUCGUUCCAUCAGAAAUACAACAUCAGAUCCAUUACGUUCUAUUUCAAGACGUACAGUCCCGAGUUUACACAGAUCGAGAUCUGGUUUAGGUUCAUCUUUCUGCUGUUCACCUUUAUAGUGAUUUGCUGGUAUGCUCACACUCUACGCAAAUAUCCCGUUUACGAUUGGUCCAUUGAGCAAAAGUGGAUCUCUGUGCUGUUGCCUUUGCUGCUGCUCUACGAUAAUCCUUUCUUUCCCUUGAUCUUUCUAAUGAACUCCUGGCUGCCCGGCAUGCUUGAUGCAGUGCUUCAAGCGACUUUCCUUUGCGCCCUGCUCAUGUUCUGGCUGUGCAUCUAUCACGGUCUGCGACAGAAUGAGCGGCGCUUCGUUAGCUUCUAUUUGGUUAAGAUCAUUGUCGUGCUGCCCAUUUGGCUGUGCGCCAUUGUCCUGGCCACCUGGGAGAAGUGCAACGAGCUAAGAGAUCCCACAUACAGUCAUUUUGUGGACACCAAGAACUACAAUGGCCUCAAGAUGUUCUUCUACAUUGCCUGCUGCAUGUAUGUGCUCUAUCUGGGUUUGUUGCUUCUGCGCGCCUACACGGAACUGCGUUCCAUGCCUUACUUUGACGUCCGCUUAAAGUUUCUAACGCUGCUGAUGCUCUUCGUGCUGUCCAUUUCCAUCACGGUGACCACUUGCCGCUUUGGCUUUGGCAUUCUGGAGGACAACUUUGUGGCCACCUUGAAUACCACCUAUCGCAGUUCGGCGCAGUUCAUGUGUUUCUAUGGCCUAUUGAAUUUCUAUCUGUACACCAUGGCGUAUGUGUAUUCGCCCGAUGGUCGCUUUGCCCAGGCCGAACUGGCGGUCACCAAGGAUAAUCCGGCCAUUUCAAUGAUUGACGAUUCCGACGAGGAUGUUGUCUACGGCUCCGAUGAGGAGUCACGCCGUCCACUCACCUCCGUUGGCGGUGGAGCUGGUAAAAACGAUUACGACAGCGAUUAACAACGAUCCGUUGAAGCAGGAGCAGGAACUGGAGCCUAUCAUAUUUUAAACUUUAAUGUUCCAUAGAGCGUCUGGCCUAAACAAGGCGCCA